AUGCUCAUCGGCCUCCUCGUCAUCCUGAUCAAUGUAGCGGGCUCUACAGAGCCACCGGGCUUCAGGCCCAUGUCGCCGCAGCGCGGUCAGCGCAUCGGCGAGUCGAGGUUGCCGGCACCACAGUGGGGACAGCAUCAUGAGCAGAACGUACAGGGGCUGCCGGCGGCAGAGCUGGCGCAGCAGAGCACAUCCAAGGUCCCGCCGUUCUGGGCUCCAUACCUCGAGCAGCGCGGGUACCCCUUCAGGCUGUGGGUCCAGGACGUGAUGCUGUGGUGCGCGGCGACGGAGCUGCAACAACAUCAGCGCGGCCCAGCAAUCGUCCAGAGGCUCGGCGGCACGGCGAGGGACCUCUGCCGCGAGGUGCCGGUCGAGGCCAUCGCUCACGGCAGGUUCGACCAGCUCGGCAACCUGGUCGAGGACGGGGUGCAGAUGCUGAUCACAGGACUCAGGCGGCGCUUUGGCCCGCUCGAUGUCCAGUCCUCGAUCAGCACCAUCGUCGAGCUGCUUACAUUUCGCAGACAGGAGCGGGAGAGCGUCGACGACGCGAUCACGCGCUUCGAGGCUCUGCGCGCCCGAGUGGCGCAGCUUGACGACCCGCUCGUGCUGCCGACGCCGGUACUCUCGCUGCUGUUCUUGGAGGCCCUGCAUGUGCCCAAGGCUGUGUACCCCCUGGUGCUGCAGUCCAACGGCGGCCAGCUGCCACUGACGAUCGACCAGCUGAACAGCGUGAUCGGGAUGGUGCGGCAGCAGGGCCACUUUGCGGAGCACACUCAUGCAGGACCUCAGAACUUGUCCGAAGGAUACCGCGGCAAAGGAUAUCACGGUCAUCAUUGGUUCACGGGCGAGCAUGACAGCGGCGCCAACACCUGGAACGACACGGCCGCAUACAUGUAUGGUCAGAGCGCAUCCAGCGCGGCAGGGAGCGCUGGAUCCGCACCACAGCACUACGUGGUCCAGGACGACGAGGGCUACGAUUGUUGCGCCGUCUGCUCGAGCUACUUGUACGAAGACGAGCCCGGGGACGAUGACUCGAUGACCGACGACGAUGACUUGGACACUUCCCAGUUCACUCAGGAGGAACUACAGGAGUAUUAUGGCGACUCCGAGGGCUGGGACUACGACACCCUGCUACACGAGUACCUGUUCGCGAAGCGUAGGUUUCGCCACUUUGUUCAACGGAACAGCCGCCGCUCUCGUUUCCCGCGCAGCAACUGGUCUCUUCGUAUGAACAGCGGCAAGGGCGGCAGCAGCUUCGGACGUGGGCGAGGCCACGGCAAGGGAUACCACUUUGGAGGAUCGGUGGUGAACCCAGGCUCGCUGGCAGGAGGAAAAGGUAAGAAGAAGAAGGGCGGCAAGCACUACAUGGCAGGCACGCCCGGCGCCACCAAUCCUCGAGGCAGUGACGGCCGUACCAUGCGAUGCCACGAGUGCGACUCGGAGACUCACCUCGUGGCCGCCUGCCCCAAGCGCAAGGGCAAGGGCAAGGGCAAGCACUUCAUGUCCUGGAACUCUGGCAGCGCCUCGACAGGGACGCAGCAGGCUGGGGCUCCUGCCGCCGACCCAACAUUGUCCGCCUAUGCGCCUGUGCCCGCGCAGCCGCGGACUGGAGCCCUGUCCGGAGUGCUGCACUGGUUUACCGAAGAUGCCCGGACGCCCGGCCUGCAGAUCGACGACCUUGACGAGGACACCCUCCGCGAGGCGCUGAGCUGGGAGACCCUGGACAUGCGCGACAACGUCGCGGAGCACGACAUGGUGACGGAGAUCCAGGCCAGCAUGCAGGACCGAGCUGCGGAGGAUCAGCCUCCGACGACAGCUGGGCGAUCAGCGGCCUUGACCAGCCCGACAUGGUUCCCAUGGUGGCGAGUUGAUCAGUUCGAGAACGCCAGCGGGGAGACCUACUUGGUUCGCACCCGCAUGAAGGACAGGAGCGGCGAGGCUCUGCUGGUGGACCCCGGGAGCCCAGGCAACCUUACUGGCGACGAGUGGGGUAACAGGAUGGCAGCGCGACAGCAGCAGGCAGGACGUCCACCGCCUGUGCGCACCCCACUUGAACGGGUGCUUGAGGUUGGUGGUGUGGGCUCAGGAUCUCAGCAGGCUACGCACGCUCAUCGCUAUCAACUGGCGCUGCAGGGAGGACAAGCCGCGACCUACGAGGCGCCGGUGCUCCCGAACAGCAGCGUUCCAGCACUGCUCGGGCGAGCAUCGCUGCGGGACCAGCGCAUACUGCUCGACUGCUUCAACAAUCGCAUGUACCGCAUCGGCCCGGGCGGCUACUCCCUGCAGCUGAGCCCAGACGGGAACAUCGGGGAGUUCGGGACCCACGAGGACGAUGGCAUUGGCGACCUCGACGACAUCAGAUUCGACAUCCUUGCCUGCAGCAACCGCACCGACUCCCGCAUCCACCAGGACGGCAAGCAAGAAGACCACUACGGCGACGUCAUCCGGCAGCGGGAAGUACAGGGGAGACCGCCAUCGGCAUGGGUGUUCGGCGACUUGCAGAACCUGUGCCAGAACGCGCUGCACGGAUGCGGAUAUGCGGUGGAUCGCAACUGUGAUGUUCACAGAUUCCUCGGGCAGGAGGAUAAGUGGGCGGAUUCCUUGCGCCACCAGCAGCCGGAGCUCGUUUGGAUCAGCCUGGCUCAGCCGGGCACGUCGCGAGGCACUCGCAACGACAAGCGAGCCAAGCGUUUCGAGUGUAAGAUUGCUCGAGCUCAACUUGAAGGGCAUCGCUGCUGCAUCGUCGAGGCGGACGAGGGCAGCGCGGUGUGGGACAUGCCCGACAUCUUGGAGCUGCUGGACGACAGGAGGUGGCACUCAGGCUGCAAGGUGAGCGCGCUGACUGCGAGCUUUCCCACCGAGCAGAGGACGCGCGACAAGGCGCGUAAGGCAGCAGACCCGGAGCGCAAGGUGAAGAAGAGGCCACAGACAGUGGAGCAGGUCUUCGACGACUGCGGCUCCGAUUUCACGAAACUCUACGUGGCGAACGAAUACGAGCUGGACGAGGUGUGCUACGGCACCGAGCUCAGGGAGGACCAGCACAUCGAUGAGCAACCGUACAUCAUGAUGUCCGAGUUCUUUGGCAUGAUCGGCUCGGAGGCGCACCUGAACGAGAAAGACGAGCAGCUGAACUUCUUCAGCUCGGUCAAGGAUAUGGACACACACAUGAACAUCUACUACGGCCACCUGCAGCACGACGACGUCGCGGAGCUGUGCGGUGGCGCAUCUGGAACGACCCGGCUACUUGUACGACGAGGAUAUCGGGGCGGUCCCAACUUCGAUCUCAUUUGCGACUGCAACUUGAUGACGCACGAGGGCCAGAGGCAGUUUUGGGAAUAUCUGUAUCGUGGCAAGCCUCUUGUUUUACUCAUUAGCACGUCCUGUACGAGCUUGAAGGGGUUCUCGGCGCUCAACAAGGUCAUCAACUACGACGGCUGGCUUCGCAGUCGCAAGACAUCAGUGGGGCUGGCCCGCAUCGCCGCUGCAGCGGCGUGUACUCAGAUGGACGCCGGACGCCACUUUGUGUCGGAACAGCCGUUGGGCAGCGACUUCUACAAGCUCGACGACUGGCAACACAUCGCCAACAACUACGCGGUGGCAUGGUGCCAAGUCGACCAGUGCAUGGCCGGCAAGAUCGGGCGGCGAACGGGACUACCUAUCAAGAAGUCCUCGGAGUUCUGGGCUUCGGACGAGCGCCUGCUCGCCGGACUCAGGAGGUUUCGCUGCGACGGCCAGCACGAUCACGCCUUGCUGGCCCAUGGUGGCCGAGGACACCAUCCAGAGCGUGACAAAUGGCGACUAGAGAACCCCAAGGAUCACGCGGAGUGGGCGAUUGGCAUCUGCCGGGAGCUGGCGGCGAGCAUCUCCCAGAUGGUGGAGCGCGUGAGUGCCCGGCCUGCCGGAGUGGUCGCGCGGCCUCAGACACACGACAUACCCGAAUACCUGGAGAAUGCCGAGCAGACAGUGUUCUCCCAAGAGCAGUUGGACCUCGAGAUCUACGACCGAGACAACCACCAGCCUCCGAGGAGCCGACUGCGAACCAGGCACCGAGCGCCGCGCGAGCCGACGCGCCAGAUGCCGAACCUGAACCGCCACUGCCUCCACCUGUGCCUGCGGAGCGUCGACCUCGAGUGGCUCGAGCGACAGCGGCGGCACGGCGACUGCGAUCGCGUCUGCCAGCAGCUGGAGAGGCGGAGCCGGACGAGCCAUCAGGCGGCGCCUCGGGAUCGGCGGACGCCAUCGGUGAGGCACCCGCCGCGGAGCAACCGGCUGCGGCCCCAGCCGCGCCAGCCCGAGGCGUGGAUGCGGGGACGCAGGCUCGAGGAAGUGACGAGCCAGGCUGGACCGCGUUUGACCUCGGGCACGCGCUCCGACUGCUGCACAGCCCACACCAGGAAGUCGUUCGGCGCCAGCUACGACGACUUCAUGUUCGAUUUUGGCACGCUCCAGCACAUGACGAUAUCUCGGCUCGCGACGGGUUUCAACGAGAUGGUGCAGUGGGACAUCCUCUACAUCGGCGAACAGAUGGUGGCACACAUGAUCGACGAGGCGACCCGCUGGACGGUGCUGCACAUCUUGGAACGGAAGACAGCGAUCAUGAUUAUCGCCGGCAUCACUCAGGGAUGGCUACGUCCUCAUGGCCCCAUGAAGCUGCUGACUGCCGACAUCGAGGGCGGUCUCCAUGGCGAGGAGGCGUACCAGUGGCUGGACCGCUGGGGCAUUGAGAUGAAGGCCAAGGAGGAGGGCUCGCACGCGCAGCUGGUGGAACGUCAUCACGACCUAGUGCGCAAGAUCAUACGCCGCGUGCAGGCCCAGCUUGCGGAAGAAGGCAUUGUGAUGCCGUUGGAGAUCGUGAUCAUGGAGUGUGCCCUCAUCAAGAACCUCCUCAUCACCGUGGCUGGCUACAGCCCGUACCAGGCGGUGUACGGCCGACUUCCGCCCCUGCUCGCCGAGUUCGAGCCGGUGAGCGACUGCCAGAUCGACGACCAAUCGGCUGGCAUUCCAGGGAUCUCCCGACACCAUCAUCGGCUCCGCGAAGUUGCAAUGCAAGCCAUGGUGGAGAUGACCGCGAAGGACAGGCUGAGGCGCGCACUUCGAUCCAAGAAGCGUGCCCCGCACGAGGCGCUGCAGCUGGCGGUCGGCGACCAGGUUGACUUCCACCGGCCGCCGAGCACGAAGGAGGAGUCGGGGUGGCGCGGCCCGGCUACCUUGCUGCAGGUCGGACCUCCAGUGCUCAUUCGAUGGCAGGGCCGAGUAUUUCAAGUGCGACCUCAGGACCUUCGGCGAAGCCUCGUCUACUUCGUGAUGUUCACGAACAACAUCUUCUUUGAGGCAGGAUCGCGUGACCCGGUGGCCACCAUCAUGAGCUACGCGGACCAGCUGGACAGCAAGGUCGUGCGCGUCGGGUGGCUCUUCGACGCCGGGUGGAAGCGGACCGCGGACAGCCAGAAGCUCAGCGAGUUGGUCCUGGCGGUGCUGCACGUUGCCGCCAGUGGCUUCUACCUGGUGGGGUGCAUCGGCGCGCGAGUGGGCAACGGCGUGUCUGUGCUCGAGGGCAUGGUCGGAUGCGACCACAGCUUCCUGUGGUGGUGGCGGCGCGGACGCCCAGAGCUGUCCUGGUACCACGAGGCGUCUGGAUCUGCUCGACUGAAGUUGGCCCCGAUAUUUGGCAAGGAUCACUGGCGGGACGUCAGCUUCGUGCAGUUCAUCAUGACGGACGACGAGUCUGUUCGCGAACUUCGGCGACGUGAACCCGAGGAACCGCCAGAGUUUCAGGAGGAAGACUUCGACAUGACCUGGCAGGACAAGCCGAUAUCCGACACGAGUGAGCCAGCGGCGGCAGUUGAGGCCCCUGCACCCCGGCACGAGCCAGUGCUCCCGAUCAAGGAUGAUGGUGGCAAAGACGACGACGGCGACUCGGACAGCGACGCGACCCAGGAGUACCUGUUCGCGAGCUGGCAGCACCUGAAGGAGCAGGCCGCUCUGCCUGCUGUUGACAUCGAGUGCGCUCAGAGCGACUUCUUCUUUGCAGCCCCGGACGCAGAUCAUGUGGCAGAAGCAGCAGAGGAUGAUUCUUCGAAUUCCCGACCCGACUGCGUCGAGAUCGGCAUAGGUGCGCCACUCAUGUACUGGGUGCACCCUGAGGUGGAGCACAUGCGACGACCUGGGUCAGGGGAGAUCUACAUCCUGCGCGUCUACAACACGGGCAAGCGCGAGAUUGUCGUCGAGCGCGAAAUGAACGUGCUCACGCUGGAAGAGGCCCGAGCUCACGAAGUUGAAGUACGGCAGGCCAUGAAGGACGAGCUCCAGCGCUGGGCGGAGUUGAAGGCAUUCCAGCGUUUCCCGAAGGAUCAGGCGACCAACAUCAUCGACUCCCGCUGGGUGCUCAAGUGGAAGGAGAUCGACGGCAAGAAGCAGGUGCGCGCGAGGCUCACGGUGAGAGGCUUCAAGGACAUGCAGUCACCGGAGCUGUCCACCUUUGCGGGUACUACGACACGAUGGGGACAACGACUGGUGAACCAGGUGACUGCACAGCGCAAGUGGCGAUUAUUCUCAGCGGACAUCAGCCAGGCGUUCUUGCGCGGGCUCACCUUCGAGCAGGUCGCCGCCAUGGACGGCGAGGUCAAGCGGAAGGUACAGUUCACGAUGCCGCCAGGAUCGAUUCCAGUCCUCCGGCAGCUGGAGGGCUACGAGGACUACAACCCUGUGACAGAGGUGUUGUUGCUCCUGCGCUGCGGCUUCGGUCUGAAGGACGCGCCGAGGCUGUGGCAGGUCAUGUUGAAGCAAGUGCUGGAGACGACAGGAGGCAAGGCGCUCAUCAGCGACCCGCAGAUCUACGUGUACCACGACGCGAAGGGUGAGCUGCAGAUGAUCAUGUCCUCGCACGUGGACGACCUCAAGGGCGGCGGCGAGGACUACCUGCGGGAGAAGGUACUGAGCAUGAUCGAGAGCGAGUUUGGGAAGCUGAAGCGCCAGUACGACUGCUUUGAGUGCAUCGGCAUCAUGCACGAGCAGGACGCUGUGACCAAGGCCAUCUGGACGCAUCAGCAGCACUACGUUCAGCAGCUGCGACCGCUCCAGGAAGACCAGUAUGUGAUGGAGAAUGAAGAUGGUCAGGUGAGCGUGGAGACCCACGCGGCGUACAUGUCGCUGCUCGGGGGAAUCGCAUGGAUGACGCAGACGAUGGCGCCCAUUGCAGUGUACGUCAGCUACCUCCAGCGGCAGGCCAAGAAGCCGUCAGUCGGAGACAUCCGGAAGAUCAACAGGCUGCUGAAGUGGAUAAUGGUGAACUCGAAGCAGCUCGGAGUUCGGUUCAUCGAGUUGAACAUGCCACGAGUGCGUUUGACCGUCGUCAGCGACUCAGCCUUCCACGCCAUGGAGUUCGAAGGUUUGGCGAUCCGAGGAUGUGUGAUCAUGUUGCUGGAGGCUGACGCCGAGGUGCUUCAAACCGGAUCGACGUAUAAGAUUAUGAUGCUUGACUGGUACAGCAGAAAGCAGAACAACGUAGUGAGGUCCACCUACGCCGCCGAGCUUAUGGCGCUGUUGGACGCACUCGGCACCAGCACCCUCAUGAACGUGGCAUUGACCGAGAUCAGUGAAGGAGUGUGCACAGCGAAUGCGAUGCGAGUGCGGCAGGAGGCCGGCGACCUAGUAUUGAAGAUGAUCGCGGCCAUCGACGCGAAGGCAGUGUUUGACGCCGUCUCCGCCGCCACUAUCAAGGUGACCACGGACAAGCGCAUGUUCGUGCCGACGCUCGCGGUGCGUGAGCAGAUCGACCGCCUCCAGCUGGCACAGCUCAGCUGGAUCGACACGGUGGACAUGCUGGCGGACGGGCUGACGAAGGGCGAGCUCGACCGGACGGCCCUCGUGAAGCUGGGCUUCGGCAACGAGUGGCACUUGAGCGGGCUGCAGCCAGUGGCCUUCUCGGUGCGCAGCGUGCUGGAGGGCCGCGCAGAGCGCUCGAAUUCCCGACCCGAUUGA
Prorocentrum cordatum is the source of this 7977-nucleotide messenger RNA. Lineage: Eukaryota; Dinophyceae; Prorocentrales; Prorocentraceae. The record is from the annotation of a GenBank genome assembly.